CAGUCUAAAUAGAGGAGAGAGGAGGGAGUGUGCCCGUCAGUCUUGCCACAUAAAGGCCACUGGUGCUUCCGUUUUCUAGCCAUUACUACGUUUCCGUAUCGUGUCGUUCUUCCCCCAGUGCGUGUUCAAGUAACAGUGAUCAAUACAGCAAGAAUUACUCACCCACUGGUCUGAGAAUCUUGAAAAAUAUAUUUGCAUUUCACGGCCCUUCCCUGUGUGGGCCUUGGAACAUUUGGUGUUAAAUUUUAAUCAUUGAGAAUUAUUCUUUGCCACAAAAGGUGGAAGAUGGUGGCACGAUGAACCACAGCCUGGAGGGUCGUACUGUGGCUGUUGUCAUCAGCGACAUCACCACGCCGGCCAUCUCAGUGACUAGACAUAAGACUCAGCAAAUUCAAUCUGGGGAAGGACGGGAAUCUUGUGACAUCCCACCAGAGGCCUCCACCCUCCAGUCCAGCCCAUUCAGGGAAACACAGCUUGAGGAGCACUCUCAGCACUCAGGCACCACCUCCACCACCCCCACCUUCAAGGAAGAUGUUCAGGCUGAAGAGGAGGAAAGUUUUCACACCCAACGGCUCCUCAUCUCUCUCCUGGCUGGGGCCAUGGCAGGGGCCUUGGCCAAGACCACCAUUGCUCCCCUUGACAGGACCAAGAUAAACUUUCAGGCCACCAAACAGACGUUCUCUGCACAUAAUGCCUUUGUCUUUGUGCGGGAGUGUUACCAGAAGGAGGGGCUACUCAGUCUGUGGCGUGGCAACUCUGCUACCAUGGCCAGAAUCAUUCCCUAUGCAGCCAUCCAGUUUGCAUCUCAUGAGCAAUAUAAAAGGAUGCUGAGAGUGGAUGGACCAGGCAAUGAGAACAAGCCUUAUUUAAGGUUCGUUGCUGGUUCCAUGGCUGGUGUUACCUCACAGUUCCUCACAUACCCGCUGGACAUGGCCAGGGCACGCAUGGCCGUCACUCACAGGGACACAUACGCCUCCCUCAGACAGGUAUUUACCAAGAUCCUAAAGAAUGAAGGUCCCCUCAGUCUGUACCGCGGCCUGACACCAACACUGCUGGGCGUCAUCCCCUACGCAGGCACCAGCUUUGGAAUCUACGAAACUUUGAAGAAGUUCCAUGCAGAUUACUCUCAUAGAGACAAGCCAAACCCUCUGGAGAGGAUGAUGUUUGGGGCAGUAGCAGGUUUGGUGGGCCAGUCCUCGUCGUAUCCCCUGGACAUUGUGAGGAGGCGCAUGCAGACCGCCACAGUCACUGGCAAUGGCAACCAUUAUAAAACCAUCAUGGGCACCCUCCUCAAAGUAUACAGGGAGGAGGGGCUGCAUCAUGGGCUUUACAAGGGGCUCUCCAUGAACUGGAUCAAAGGCCCCAUCGCUGUCGGUAUCAGCUUCACUACGUUUGACACGCUCAAGAUCUCCCUGGAACAGAUUUUGCUGCCAAGAUAGCAGACUCCCGUGUGCAAUAUGCUAUGCACGUGGAAAGAGGACAAUUUGUAUUGAUCCUGGAAGUGCAUUUGCUUUGUUGUUACUUGAAAUUUUUUAUUCAAUAUUUUUAUGAGAAGUAGAUAGUGAUAUAGAUUGUACAUAUGUGAACUAUAUAAGAUAUUUUAUGAGGAAGAUGCAUUGCAAAUAUGAAGUAUAUAUGUAUAUAUAUUGGCUGGAACAUAUAUUCAGUCAGCAUAUAGAAGAGCAUGUCAGAGAAGAAUAUGUCUUUGUUAUGGAUAAUUGAGGUAUUAAAGAACUUAUCAAUUUUAUCUUGAUAUGAAAGUAUAGGGAAAUUCUACAUGGUACCCAGCCAGUGAGCUUCUAGUUAUUAUUUGAGAAACAAGUUGAUCUUGCCUUUUUGGGGUUAUAGUAGUAGAGUAAAAGAUGUCUUGCAAACCUCAGUCUGCUAGUCUGAUCAUCAGGAACAGUGAAUUCACUGUCUGCAUCCUUAUGCCUUUCGCAUCACAAAGCUCAUUGUAUACUUAUGGAUCACCAGUACAAGGGAACACACAAUUCCACUUGGCUUCCAGGUUAUAAACACAUUACAAAGAA
This is a messenger RNA of Portunus trituberculatus (swimming crab), 2030 nucleotides long. It is a transcript of the gene DPCoAC, whose product is annotated as mitochondrial coenzyme A transporter SLC25A42-like. Lineage: Eukaryota; Metazoa; Arthropoda; Malacostraca; Decapoda; Portunidae. The coding region runs from base 297 to 1439 and encodes 380 amino acids. Gene Ontology annotation, biological process: transmembrane transport. Gene Ontology annotation, cellular component: mitochondrial inner membrane. The record is from RefSeq and is a predicted model, not a curated record. The transcript is spliced from 9 exons.